AUGCCUCCGCUUCUCUCGCUCGGAUCCUCACAACGGCUUGUCUCUGGCAUUCUCACGGCCAUGCUCGCCUUCAUCCUCCUAGCGUACACCUACUAUGCCGUUGGUGUUGACGGAGGGACCGGCUUCACCACCACCGGCUACUCAAGCGAGUCGGGACUCCCACGAGCGUCAUAUCACCACGGUGCUGGCGUUUUGCGCUAUGUCAAUCCAAGAAUCGGGACAUACGGCAUCACGCCAAACGGCAAUGGCGGCAUGAUUCCAUCAGUCAGUCCGCCCUUUGGCAUGACGAGGUGGACGCCACAAACGAGAGAAGUAAGUCGAUUGCGUGUCAUCGAGAUGUCGGUGAGUUGAGUUGCUCAUCGGAAUCAGAACUUCAUCUCUCAAUGUCCGUACAAUGAACUCGACACCCACAUUCACGGCUUCCAAGCGACCCAUCAGCCCGCCAUAUGGAUGGGCGAGAGCGGCCAGGUGGUACUCACGCCGGGAGUGGGGGCAAUCAGACCCUCUUUUGUGCAGAGGGCACAUCGGUUUAACAAGCGAGAUGAAGUCAGCACGCCUUACGUCUACCAGGUCACAGUGAAUGCCGAGGCCGAGACAGCGAACGAGAAUCUGACUGAAAGCAUCUAUUCGCCCGUACCUGGGGGCGCACAACCCGUUCCGGACGAUGUGCGUGAAGGGGCCAAUGGGCGAACAAGAAGGGAUCUUCCAGUCUCGGAGGUAGGGCGGACGCAAGUGGAGGAGCCCCGCGAGACUCCAAGCUGGGACAGAGCGAUAAGAACUGCAAUGACAGCCAGCGCUCAUGUCGGACACAUGAGGUUUGACUUUCCGUCUGGACCUCCCGAUGAAGAGCCAUAUGUGACCGUCCAAGCGACGAGGAAGAACUGGACUGGCUCCAUUAAUAUCAACCCUACGAUGCGAGAAAUCUCGGGCACUAACAACCAACGCCAAGACUACCUUCUCGGGCCUCUGAAAGCACCUCAGUUCAACAGUCAUUUCGUAUCCCGCUUUUCCAGGCCAUUCAGCUCAUUCUCGGUCACUCUUGGCGGAGACCCGAUCCCUGAUGUACGAGCUGGAUAUGGCUCAGAGAUCGGUGCUUACGUCAGGUUUGGAAAAGCAAGUCGGGUGGAAGUGCGUACUGGAGUGUCUUUUGUUAGCAUUGAACAGGCGAGGAAGAAUUUGGAUCUUGAAGCACCGACUUCCUUGACGUUCGAUGCGGCGGUGGACAAUCUGAAAGCUGCUUGGCUUGAAAAGCUCCGACGGGUCACCAUCGAAGGAGUCAACGAUACAGACAGCGAUCACGAUCCACGCACAAUCUGGUACACUGGGCUCUUCCAUGCUCUGCAGUAUCCAUCAGACUUUUCUGAGCCUACCGGGAAUGGCGACCUGCGGACAUUCUACAGCGGAUACACCGAUCGUGUGUACGUGAGCAACGACUCCUACUACCAGUCAUGGUCAAUAUGGGACACUUUUAGGGCGGAGCACAGCCUACUCACCCUUUUCGCACCAGAGCGGGUCAACUCCAUGAUGCGGUCACUUCUCUCGAUCUACGAUUGGGCCGGCAGACUACCAAUGUGGGCCAACGUCGUUGAGACGAAUAUAAUGAUUGGCACCCACGUCGACGCCGUCCUCGCCAAUGCGCUCACUCGGGGCUUCCGCGAUUUCAACCUCUCCAAGGCUUGGGAAGCUGUCGAAAAGAACGCAUUUGUUCCCCCUCUCAACGACACGACUUUGCUUUACUACGACCGCGAAGCUGAAACCCCGGAUGAGGUGCGCGCUGGUCUUACGAGCUACAUGUCGCAUGGUUAUGUUUCGAACGACGGCUGGUCUGAAUCCGGCUCUCGAACUUUGGACUACGCUUUCGAUGACCACGCAGCCGGCGUAGUCGCGACGUACGCUGGCAAAAACGAGACAGCAAACGCUCUGUACGAUCGCAGCAUGAACUAUCACAACAUAUACAACCCUGGAACUACUUUCAUGGAAGCCAAGAAUCUUAACGGAACCUGGGCCGGUCGUGAUCAAGGCUGGACAGAGGGAGAUGACUGGAUCUAUACUUUCAACGUAAUGCAUGAUCCGCUCGGCCUAGCGAAACUCAUGGGCGGCAAAGAGAGGAUGAAGGCAAAGCUCGAUGAAUAUUUCCAAGGAGGACAUAACGAUCACUCCAAUGAACCCUCACACCAUGCACCGUACAUGUAUGCUGCAAUUGGUUACCCAAACGACACACAGACUCUCGUCAGAGAGAUCGCGUAUCAGAAUUACAAUGCGACUCCUGCUGGACUCAGUGGAAACGAAGACUUGGGACAGAUGAGCGCUUGGUAUCUUUUCUCGUCUUUGGGGUUCUAUCCGGUGAACCCGGCUUCAGACGAAUAUGUGGUUGGGUCGCCAUUCUUCGAAGAAGUCACAAUCAGACUUCCUGCUGGAGCUGCGACAGGUGGUGAUGUCGAUGCGGAGAAAGAGCACACACUGGUCAUUACCGCGCCAGAUGCACCGACGAAACCUUUUGUGAAGGAUCUGAAGGUCGAUGGUGUGUCUGUUGAAGGCAGACCGGUGCUGCGACAUGAGCAGAUUGUGACGGCGAGGAAGAUUGAAUUUGAGAUGAGCGAUACGCCGGCUAGCUGGGGAAGAGGUGGUGUGUGA
Messenger RNA from Lecanosticta acicola, 2634 nucleotides. The record is from the annotation of a GenBank genome assembly. Lineage: Eukaryota; Fungi; Ascomycota; Dothideomycetes; Mycosphaerellales; Mycosphaerellaceae.